Guyanagaster necrorhizus is the source of this 1275-nucleotide messenger RNA. RefSeq names its product IF-2B-domain-containing protein. Bases 1 to 1275 code for a protein of 424 amino acids. The record is from RefSeq and is a predicted model, not a curated record. Lineage: Eukaryota; Fungi; Basidiomycota; Agaricomycetes; Agaricales; Physalacriaceae. The transcript has 5 exons.
AUGACCAAGGCUGAACGUCGCGAGCUGCAGGAACGACAACGAGCUGCAAAAUUGGCCCAAAAGCAACAACCACAAGGCUCCACGAAUGCUGCCGCAUCAUCCUCAAAAUCUAAGCAAACAUCGACACCACAAAAGAAAUCUCAGGCCGUGGACGCGAACAAGCCUGCUGCAUCGAUAGGAAAAGACGCAUCGCUAGCGGCCAAGGAUGCUGCUUUGUCCAUAGCCGUUGCUGCUGCGGAUAGUGUUGAAGCCCAAAAAUCGCGUGGAUUACGGAUAUUUUCCCACUUUGGCGCACCGAAACCGCUGGGAGCUGGGGUGAAGGGAGACAUACAUCCGGCAAUUGUCAGGCUUGGUUUACUGUUCUCAGAAUUCAAAAUAUGUGGUGCCAACGCACGUUGUAUUUCCACUCUUUCUGCGUUCAAAUCGGUCAUCCAAGACUAUACGACACCUCCUAAUAACACGCUGUCACGACAUCUAAUGACACAUAUCUCACCUCAGAUAACAUACCUUGUAUCUGCCAGACCUAUGUCCGUCACCAUGGGAAACGCCAUCCGACAGCUGAAGCUGGAAAUUAGCGGGUCUGACAUCGACUUACCCGAACAAGAUGCCAAGGACUCACUUUGUCAGAAAAUCGACAAUUACAUUCGUGACCGAAUAAUAAUUGCGGACGAAGUCAUUCAAGACUUAGCUGGCAGGAAGAUCAAGGAUGGCGAUAUUAUUCUUACACAUGCCAGGUCCUCAUUAGUUCAAAAGAUCCUUUUGCACGCGCACUCUGAAGGGAAACGAUUUUCUGUCAUCGUAGUCGACUCGAGGCCACUUCUGGAAGGGAAAAAGCUUCUGCACGCACUCACAUCGACAGAACCUCCAAUACCUUGUACAUACGCAUUUCUUUCCGCUCUUCCUUCUGUCGUUUCCGAAGCAACAACCGUUCUGGUUGGUGCGCAUUCGCUUCACUCUAAUGGCGCAGUGUAUUCAAGAGCUGGGACCGCGUUGGUCGCAAUGAUGGCCAAGGCCCAUGGAGUGCCUGUUGUAGUCUGUUGUGAGACGUACAAGUUUAGCGAGACUGUCAUGCUGGAUGGAUUCGGAAAGAAUGAGUUAGCCCCGGCAAAGUUCUCGCCUUCGGAACCAAAGCCAAAUCCGACGUUAGAAAUAUUGAAUCCACUCUAUGAUGUGACCCCUCCUGCGAGUAUCACGGCAGUUGUGACCGAAGUCGGCAUGAUACCUCCCACCAGCAUCAGUUCGAUACCCCUUGCCUUGGGCAAGACAAACUUGUAG